UAUAUAUAAUUAAUCAUUAAUGCAAUUAGUAAAUUUUGUGAAAAGAAGUACUUCGAGAAAGUAAAAAGACUACAUUUAAUGUAGUAAUCAUUUGAUUAUUGGUAUCAACUACUGAACAAUAAAUAUCAACACUAGGGUUAAGGGAAGAGUAAAAGACUGUCAAUUAAUAUAUUAAUAUACAACAUUAUUAGUAAUUAAUAAACACAUAUAGACGUCCUAUGGGAAGGGGAAAAAGGUUGUAAUUAUUAUAGGUUAUACAUUGUACAAUAAUAACACGAGUACUUAGAAAAUUUAAUGAAUAUUAAUUACAAUUUCAGUAAAUAUUAUUGUUGGCACACCAGGCUUUCAAUUAUUAUACAGUAAGUAUUUGAGUAUUCGAGUAGAUAUUACGUGCGGUUUCCAAUACGAAUAAACUGCUACGACAAUGACAUUAACUACUCAUUAUCUAUUGUGUAUAAGACAAAUUGUAUGUCAUAAUUACAAAUUCUUUGAUUGUCUCUCCUUCUCCUUCUGUGGAAUCCAUAACCAACAAUAUUCAAAUAACUCUAAAGUCAUCCUACCCUCAACAUGAGUACACAGACAUCGACGGCCUCCAAUGCUUUUCAUCAUUCGUCUUCAUCGUUCCAUUUUGUCGGGUAUUAUAUUCAUCAUAAUUUCACGAUAUUUCAAACAUGCCCCACCUAAUUUCUUGGGAUGCACAGUCAUAUAUCAAUUUCAGGAGGCAUUCCAUGUUGAUAGAAACUACAUUGAGGUACCUUCAAAAUAUCAUUGGCAAUGGGCUCCUCAUUACCCACCUCAGGUGCUCUUCGAUUACAAUGGAGACAAGCACUUUAUAAAAAUUAGAAAAGAUGGUGACAGAUACUAUUUUGCCGAUGGGCUUAAAGAGUUUAGAAGACUCAUGGGCAUUCAUGAAGGUGUCAUGGUCCAUUUUAUGGCACCCAACAAUAAUAUAACAUUUCAGUCCACCGUUGGAAAGACAAACAUGUGGAAGGCCUCGCACAUCCACCAGAAAUUAUGUCUUCAUGGUAGACGUUACCCAACCUAUCAUCUCACAUGCUACCCCAUUAUUGCUGCCCCCCCCGAGGCUCUCAAUUUUGUUGCUCCAUCAUCACAAUAUAUCACUAUUCAAGGUAAUAAUGGUCGUCGUUAUAUAUGGAGGAUCUCUAUGCAUAAUGGCAUAUAAUAUUUGGCUGGGCCUUGGUACCAAUACUUAAUGGACAAUGACCUAAUGGCUAUUGAUGAGGUCGUCUUCUAUUUUCGUCCCAACCAACAUGUAUGGGAACUUAUCUUGAGGAAGCAUCUCAUAUGGGAUGAAGAUCAGCCCAAAUGAAGAAUCCAGUCCACAGCCCAAUAUAAUAAUUUUUGUCCGUUUUUUGUUAAAGUUUUUUUUAUGUAACUUUUAUUUGAACCCGAAUGGUGUAACUUAAUCACCUUCGGGUAUUAGACAAUAUUUAAUUUGUUAUAUAUUUUAUUUUCACUCAUGUCAAGUUAUAU
Messenger RNA from Glycine soja, 1494 nucleotides. RefSeq lists its product as uncharacterized. The record is from RefSeq and is a predicted model, not a curated record. The transcript has 5 exons. Bases 596 to 1183 code for a protein of 195 amino acids. NCBI's taxonomy places the organism in Eukaryota, Viridiplantae, Streptophyta, Magnoliopsida, Fabales, Fabaceae.